This is a messenger RNA of Pelobates cultripes (western spadefoot toad), 6873 nucleotides long. Lineage: Eukaryota; Metazoa; Chordata; Amphibia; Anura; Pelobatidae. The record is from the annotation of a GenBank genome assembly.
ACAGACUUUUCCACACGUGUUUAACAGUGUGCUGUUAUUUCAGUUUGUGUACACCCAGAUUAAUAGCAUCUAUUUAUUUCAUUUGUUCCCAAGGGGUCUCCUGGAGAAAGAAUUGGAGUCUGUAGGAAUCCGGCUGAACAAGCGCAAACCUAACAUCUAUUUUAAGGUAGAGACUAACCUUGUAACUGUUUUACUGUCACACUGGUUUGGGAUAGGCAACUGCUGUGGUCAUCAAUUCCCAGAAUGUUUGUUUUUCUUUCAUAGAUGGUGCAAUGGUUGCCUGUCUCGGGGACACAUUUUCUUGACCUGUUCCACUGUUAAAGAAUACAUUAUAUAUUUUCUGUUUCUUCUUCUUUUUCUUCUUUGUUUUAGCCAAAAAAGGGAGGAGGAAUCUCCUUUAACUCCACAGUGCCCCUAACCCAGUGCUCCGAGAAACUGGUGCAGUUAAUUCUGCAUGAAUACAGUAUCCUUUCUACAGAGAAUACUAUGUUACGGCAUACUAAUGGUGUAUCGGGAAAGUACUGGAUGCAUACAGAACUCUUGUUGUGCUCCGUUGCCUUGAAGUUCAGUGAAGACAUUAAAUAGAAAGGUGUUUUUUUUGUGUGUCUGCUGUCAAAUAUGAAGUAUCAUGUUGCGGAUCUGCCAUAUUUACCACAGUAAUGUUAAUUGUGAAAUAUAGCGGUGACCGGGUACAUCCUGCAAUUUAUAUUUUGUGACUGUUCAGAAAAAGGAUAGGAGUUUUAACAGUUGGAACUGGUCUUUUACUUUUGCUGUUUCUUGCCAUCAGGGUUGAGGAAUACAGAUUAAAAUAGCCUUUACUGUUCAAUCAUUUAAAUUGAGGGAAGAAUACAAAACAUAUAGGCAGAUCUGCUUUAAGGGCUGUUUCAGGUAUGUGUUUUACAAAGAGGAAACAAAGCAGAAUGAUUUGGGAGAUAACCUCCUAGCUUGCCAUCUGGUGAGAGGGGGUGGGGGUAUGAAAUUAGAUGGUGAUAGAGGGACAGUCAAGAGGGUCAUUGUGGAUGCUUAGGGACCGAACUGCCUUCCUUACUGCACAAUUACACUUCCUUGAUAUGUGACAUAAAUAGGUCUUACACAUCCCACACCUAUUGGUGUUUAACAAAAAAUCCUUAAAGUUUGCGAUGCCCAACAAUAUCCGUUAUAGCCAUCAAGCCACUUGUUGGAUGUGGUGCUGCAGCCCCCAAUGCUAGAGGGAAAUUAAUUACAAGUCUUUUUAACACAGGAUAUCAAUUGUAAUAUUAAGCAGGUAGGCCAAUUUAUGGUUGAUUAUGAUUUAUUUAUAAGUCAAUGAUGUGGAGCAUCCCUAGAGUUCUAUAUAUAAAAUACUCUUUAUUCGCCAGUGUCAUUUUGGGGAACCCGGACCCUGUAACAUGUCUGACAGGUCUUGCCAUUCCUAUUUGCAUCCUUCCUUAAUGCAGACUUUCCUCAGAAAUGUUCAACGCCGAGAUUCUGUUCAGGGAGGACUGUACACCGGACGACUUCAUUGACGUUAUUGUUGGGAACAGAGUUUACAUGCCCUGUCUAUAUGUGAGUGUGAGACGCCGUGUAACGAUGCAGAUUAUAUUCCCUCAGUGCAAUCAAAUAGUUCAAAUCUGGGACCUAGCUGGCAUUACAGGGAUCGUGAACAAAGGGUGCUUCUUGGGCAUGGUUCUAAAAAUAAAAACUAGCAAUCGCCAUGGAAACCCAUCUGUGAUUUAAGAGGAUACAUGCCUAAAACCGGUGCCAGCCAUGGUACUUUGGGACUCCUGGCAUUCCAAAGCCUGGAGUUGUCUGAGAUUGAUUCCAGUUAACCUUAUGUAGGUUGGCCUCCAGAAUAAGUAAAUAUGUCAGGCCAGCAACAACUCCCAUUGAUUUUAUCUUCUCUAUUGUGUCCUUUCAGGUUUAUAAUAAAAUUGACCAAAUCUCAAUGGAAGAGGUAGACCGUCUGGCCCGGCAGCCGCACAGUGUGGUGAUCAGGUACGUGUCCUGCAGGUUACGGUCACAUUGCUACCUGGAUAGAGCAUGAUGGCAGCAGGUCAGAGAUUUUCCGGAGUUUCACAUUUGUAAUAUUACUGCAGAAAUGAGUGCUAAAGGAGAGGUCAGAGCAAGGGGGUCUGGUGGACAGGAUGUAUGAUUUUAGAUUUGGCCAUUGUUAAGGGUGACUCCUUGUCAUUGUGUUGGUGUAUCUCUGGUUCAUUAAGGUGUGUGUUUGUAAAGCCUUUUGUAACCUUCAAUUGGGAUUCAGGAAAAGAAUGUGGAAUUGUGUGUAAUAUAUUUUAUUAUAUAUUUUUACUUUAUUUUUGUGCUUUAGUUGCGGAAUGAAGUUAAACUUGGACUUCUUAGUGGAGAUGCUGUGGGAGUACCUCGCACUGACCUGUAUCUACACUAAAAAGAGAGGACGUAGGUUCCCUUUUAACCCCUUAAGGACUGGACUGUUUUUGCGAUGUUGUACAUUUGCGACCAGGAAUAUUUUUACACUUUUGUGGUGUUUGUGUUUGGCUGUAAUUUUCUGCUUUCUCAUUUACUGUUCCCAUACAAAUUAUAUAUUGUUUUUUUCAGGACAAAAUGGGCUUUCUUUACAUACCAUUAUUUAUAUAAUCUCAUGUAUUUUAAUUUUUAAAAAAUACAAAAAUCUGAUGAAAAAUUGAAAAAAAUACAUGUUUUUUGACUUUUACUUGAAAAAUCUUUUACUCAUCUACAAAAGCGAAUGAAAAAAAACUGCUAAAUAGAUUCAAAAUUUUGUCCUGAGUUUAAAAAUACCUAGUGUUUACGUGCUUUUUUUUUGCAUGUUAUAGGGCUAUAGGUACAAGUAGGAUAUUGCGGUUUUAAAACAUACAUUUUUAAAAUUUAUCAAUAGUGACAUUGUAACACUAUUAUCUGUCAUAAAUCUCUGAAUAACACCCCACAUGUACAUAUUUUUUUUAAAGUAGACAACCCAGGGUAUUCAAUAUGGGGUAUGUCCAGUCUUUUUUAGUAGCCACUUAGUCGAAAACACUGGCCAAAGUAAGCAUUCAUAUUUGUUUGUGUGUGAAAAAGUAAAAAAACUAAAUUGAACGCUAAUUUUGGCCAGUGUUUGUGACCAAGUGGUUACUAAAAAAGACUGGACAUACCCCAUUUGCAAUACCUUGGGUUGUCUUCUUUUGCAAAUGGUAUGCCAUCAUGGGGGUAAUUCUCAUUCCUGGGCUACCAUACGCUCUCAAAGGCAGCGUAACCAACCUGGCCAUUUUCAAUGUAAAAAUAUUUGACCCAUAUAUUUGACCUUGUAACUUUCAAAAAUGCUAUAAAACCUGUACAUGGGGGGUACUGUUUUACUCGGGAGACAUCGCUGAACACAAAUAUUAGUGUUUAAAAACUGGAAAACGUAUCACAACAAUUAUAUCAUCAGUAAAAGUGCUGUUUGUGUGUGAAAAAUGCAAAAAAGUCACUUUCACUGACAAUAUCAUCGCUGUGAUAUGUUUUACUGUUUUGAAUCACUAAUAUUUGUGUUCAGCAAGUCUCCCGGUAAAACAGUACCCCAUGUACAGGUUUUAGGGUGUCGUAGAACGUUACAGGGUAAAAUACAGUGCUAGCAAAUUAAAUUCUCUGGAAUUUCGGCCUGGGUUGGCAGGCAGGUCCCUCAAAUUGCAAUCAAUAAAAUUACUUAAUUAUGUAAAAAUAUUACAUAAAUACGCACGUAGAAUUUAAAUAUAUAUGCAUAUUUAUAUAUUUGAAGUCUACGUGUAUAUUUAUAUAAUUAUUUAUGUAAUUUUGUAUAUGGACGUAUGUAUAUUUCUUAUUAUUUUUAUUUAUUUUUAUAUACAUAGAUAUAUAUACAAAUUCAUUCUAAGUGUAUUUUGAUAUAAAUAUAUAUAUAUUAAUUUUAAAAUACAGUUAGAAUAAAAUUUCUUAUAGAUAUAUAAUUUUUUAAAUUUUUUAUUAUUAUUUUAAAAAUUUUUUAUUUAAUUUAAAUUACUUAUUAUUUAUAUUUUAUAAUAAUAUAUAUAUACAAUAUAUAUAGUUAUUAUAUAUAUUAUAUAUAUACGUGUGUAAUUUAAUUAUAAGUGUAUUUUUAUAUUAAUAUAAGUACAUAUUAAUAUAAAAAUACACUUAGUAUGACAUUAUAUAUAUAUGAUAUAUAGACAUAUAUUAUAUAGAUAUAAUAUAUGUCUAUAUAUCAUAUUUAUACAUAUAUAAUUAUUAUUAUUUUUUUAUUACCAUUAACUUUAAUUUUUUUUCUGAUUUUACAGUUGCAGGGAGACUGCCUGUCAGUACAGGCAGUCCCCCUGCAGGCAGCACUAUGGACACCUAUUGUGACCAUGUGAUCGCUGUGUUAAGCGAUCACAUGGCCACAGGGGUCCUAAUCUGCCGUGGGGAGACUGUCUGGGCUGCAGGCAGUCUCCCCACAACCGGAGCCACGCUGAUCGCCGCCGGGGGAACGACGGCGAUCAGGUAAGUACCCCCAGACCGUUUGGACGGUUCAGGACCGUCAUCGGUCGGCAAGGGAAAAAUGCCGAUGACGGUCCUGAACCGUCCUCGGUCCUUAAGGGGUUAAUGUCCCUUUUUCUUGUUGUUUUUUUGUCUAGUAUUUAGUAUGGUGUAGCACGUAAAAUCCAAGAAUGUUUACAGAUCCCGUAUGGAUCACAUGGUGUCACAAGUCUUACCAGCUCACUUAUCCUACCUAUGAUAGCAUGUUCAUUGCUUUCACUGGAAGGCUAGAAUCUCUGACUUUGCUCCCGGCCAAUGGCACAAUCCGCAGUUAUUGCUUAUUGAAAGAAUCAAGGAUUGGGCAUCACAGUGCCAAGGUACUAGUAUUAAAGUGGAUUCAUCAGCUGCGAAAUCUGUGUGAAAGGGUCGUCCAUUCCUCUAGCUAUAAAAGUGUGAUCUGUACACUGUGCUAGAGAAAUCCCCAGCAAAUGUAUGGAUUAAAAGAUAUCCUCCUGCCCGUUCCCAGACAUGCCCAGGAUGAAGGCUGGCUACCCUGAAAUGCCCAAUAUUUCACGAUCCUAUGACUUCUGCACAUCCAUUGUAUGUAUUUAUGUAUUAAUAGUUCCCUUUGCUAAGAGCAUAUAGGUGUUGAUGCAUUAGCCCACUGCGCUAUCUCACCAGUAAUAAUAACAAAAAGUAUAUUGUCACUUUUGUUUGCUUCAUCCUUUUGGUUUGUAUGGACCUCUCCAGAGAUAGCAAGCAAAUGAAGACUUAUUUUUUUUUUUUUUUAAUGUGAUCCCUUUUAAUUAGUGACAAUAAAGAUAUAUCCACAACAUGUUACAUGAACGUUAUAUAUGCCCCCUUUAAAUACGGAUACUGACUGCUGCUAAUGUUUUUUUUAUCUGCACAGAAAGACCAGAUUUCACAGAUGCGAUUAUUCUUCGCAGUGGAGCUUCAGUUGAACAUGUUGUAAGUAAAUAAACUUGGAUUGUUUGUUAAAGGAGAUCUAUAGUAUGGAUAGUCUUAGAAUAUAGAUAUGAGGAAAUCUAAAUGCUCAGUUUCCUUCAUACAGUUGUAUGUGCCUUCCCUAGUUAAUUUAUAUAUCUUUCUUACUGAUACUUAAUCUUAUUACUUUCCAAUAAUGAUCGUCCUACAUGUUUGAAAGUAUUCUUUAUUUAAAGAUUGUCUUUUUGUUUUUUCUAUUUUAGUGUCAUCGGAUUCACAGGACGCUAGCUAGCCAGUUUAAAUAUGCCCUUGUUUGGGUAGGUAUUACUGAAAAUCAAAUUAUUUAUUCGGGUACAUUCACUUUUAUGGUCUCCAGAGCACCAGGCAUUACCGCCUGUGCUAAUCAAUUCAAUCCCCGAUCUUCUGGAGUCCUGCUCCAUUCACUCAUUAGCAGACUGCUUCAAGCGGGAAUCUCAGAAGGGGUUGGCAGGUCCUUUGAGGUCUAUACAUUUCUCCAGUUACUGCUGCUUGAUCAAGCUAAUACGGAGGACAAUUUGUCCGAUUCCAAAUGCACAGAGUGCUCACAGCUCAGGCCUUCCUGUUAAUAAACCGCUGGAGGGGGGGAAUGAAAUAGGGCUUUACCCCUUAUGUCUUCUUUUGCUAAUUAGGUUAUUUUGUGUAGUGGCCUCCAUUCUUCUAAAACUAAACCCAAAUCCCACUGAUACAUGUUGAUGCCACACAUGCCUAGCCGUUUAACACUUCCUCUAUUUCUCUAUGUCAAGAACGUUUACUGUUCCAUUAGAGCAUUACAGGACUGGCAAUACAUGUGAUCACAAUGUGAAAGACUGACAUUUUUAUUUUCACCUAUUAAGCUGUGCCGAUUGUGUUUGACAUUUUGUUGACCUAUGAUAAAGGUCUCAUUGGCUUUCUCCCUGGCAUUGCUUUAUCAUGUUCCUCCAGGUAACUCAACAGCUAAAAUUCCUGAAUAUUUUUUUCCCCCAGGGUACAAGUACUAAAUACAGCCCCCAGAGAGUGGGUCUGAGCCACAAUAUGGAGCAUGAGGACGUCAUUCAGAUUGUGAAGAAGUAAAAGCUGCGAUCUCUCUGUAGAAGGCAUGCCUCACUGCCUUGCAUCCAUCUACAAAACCAUUGCCAAGGAUUUGAUGGCGUGAGGGUUAAUCCUCCCAAGUGAACAUGGUCCGAUUUUGUGGGGGGCAAAGAUCAAUGUACCAAGCAAAACUUCAACAAGAUCAAUGCAAAGCAAAGGGCACCCUAUUCAUCCUUGUUACAUCGUAGACACAAUCAUCUUCAACAGUGGACUUGUUUGUGUCCUUUUCUGGGAGAGUUCUGUUCAUCUAAUAAAUUGAAGGAAUGAUUCACCAAAUGCAGUGUGCCCUGUUGACCUUCUUUUCUUUGUUUUGUUUUUGUUCAUAUGGGGCACAUCUGUGACUAUGCAGUUACAUAAUAAAAUGCAUCUCCUAAUUCUGUGUUAUUUUCAAGUUUCUUAGAAUCCUCACAAAUAAAUAAG